Molecule: messenger RNA, 1077 nt
Organism: Cherax quadricarinatus
Lineage: Eukaryota; Metazoa; Arthropoda; Malacostraca; Decapoda; Parastacidae
Source: RefSeq, a predicted model, not a curated record
UACCGUUUGAAACGCUCAUAAGUCAUGCGUAAGCUCAACCCGCUACUACAUUUCUUGCCUAUCAUACACAUCAAAUUUAUAUUGCUAGUUUAAUAGAUCGAGGGGAUUUGUGAAUCAGCAAGUUGAGGCAUGGGAGUGAGGAUACUGCUGGUGGUACUGGUGGUACUGGUGGCAGUGGGAGGCAGGAAGACUGACACAGCAGCCCUGACCAUCACCAGGGACAAUGCCUACACAGGGUUGAUAGUGGCCAUCAGGGAGGAUCUCGACUCCAGUAAAUGUGAUGUCUACGUGCAGAGUAUCCAGGAUAUGAUUGGAUAUGCUUCUGAAAUAUUGUAUAAUGCUACAAACAACAAGCUCUACUUUGGAGAGGUGACAAUUGUAAUUCCCUGGUCAUGCACUGGGAUCAAUAUUGUUAGCAAUUCCCAGUGGUUGGGGUGGGAUGAUGCUCACCUGAGGUUGGGACCCCAAGACCCACUCUUCAAAGACAACCCCUGGACCCAACAACCCCGAGGCUGUGGAGAACCUGGAGACUUCAUCUACUUCUCUGAUGGUUUCCUCUUUUCUAAUGCUGAUAUGGAAUAUCAAGGUAAAUUACUGGUUCAUGAAUGGGCAAAAUUCAGAUGGGGAGUAUUUGAAGAAUAUGGACACAUGCAUGAUCCCAUCUACCCUACAGCAUACCUCACUAGUGACAAUACUUUUGGUCCCAGUUACUGCGUCAAUGCAAAACUUACAGGCACUCUAAGUGAUGGGUGUAUGCAAAAUGAUAAAGAUAACUGCAGCUUUACACCUGACCUGACACCUGAUAGUAAUACCAAUGUUACCUCUUCUCUUCUCUCUGUGCCUUUCCUCAAAACAGUGAUAAAUUUUUGUAAUUCUACUGAUCAUGACACUACAGUGCCCACCAAGCAUAACCUACUAUGUGAUAAACAUAGCAUUCAAGAAGUUAUUGAUCAACAUGACGAUAUGAAAACAAUCCCGGGGAACACUUUGAUGAACACGAACUUUUCAGUGGUAAUGGCACCUCCUCCUGGGGAUACAAUUGUCUUCGUGCUGGACUACAGUAUCAUCAUGAGAAAC